CGACAAGCUGCUGUUAAGGUGGAAAAUAGACGGGCUAUUUAAGGCGAUUUCUAGUAUAUAGGCCUACAUUAGAUGUAGUGACUUUCAAACAUACACUGAUUUAAAUAUUAAGCAGGACAGGAGAUGAUCCAGUGAUGUGUACGAUGACCUGAUUUAUAUCACGAUAUCCAUAGCAACAACAGUAAUCCAAUAUGGCGGACGUGGAACAUAGGAAUAGAGUUGUGCUACUUGGGGCAGGGAAUGUCGGGAAAAGUGCGAUAUUAAAGCGGUUUUUAUUGGGUACAUUCACAUCAGAAUAUAAAGAAACAGUAGAGGAUCUAUUUACACGUGACUUUGAUGUCAAUGGCAACACAGUAAAAGUAGACUUCUUAGAUACAGCUGGUACGAUGGUAUUUCCCGCCAUGAGAAAGCUGUCAAUAACAACAGCACAUGGCUUUGUUCUGGUCUAUGCUAUCAAUAGUCAGGAAUCGUUUGAAGAAAUGAAAAGGUUCUGGCAACAGAUUAAGGAAGAGAGAUCGAAUUAUCAGGAGUUACCAUGCGUGAUUGUUGGAAAUAAAGUCGAUUUAGAGAAUGAUCGACAGGUAGAGAAAUUUGACGCCUUAAAUUGGAUUUACACGGAUGGUUUUUGUGGAGGGUUUCUGGAAGUUUCAGCAAAGGAAGACGAAUCUGUAACGGAUAUAUUUAAGACUAUAUAUGAGCAGUCACGUGGUGGUAUUCGUCAUCUUGAUCCUUUGCUCGGUAGGCGCAUGAGCACUAAUUCGCUCGACGAGACCGAGACGGAGAAAGCUGACGAAUGGGACAGCGAUGCCAAGAAAUUUAACCGAAGCCGUAGUUUAAUCCGACGAAGUAGCAAGCCAAAAAUGAAGCGAAACAACCGACGCGGUGUAAAUAAGCACGAGCCUGAUUGUGUCAUUUCCUGAUUACUUGCUCAUUCGGACUACUCUCAUUCGGUAUGUAGAGUUGUAAAAAUUGUCAGUGUGUUUUGUUUUCUGGAGUUCUCUUGCUUGGUGCUUCUGCUUGACAUUGGUUGUUGGGAGUUAGCUUUUAAUUGUGGAAAUAUUUCUAAUUUGUGAUACAGUGUGAAUGAUUUAAAUGGCCGUCUUAUUGGGAUUAUAAUGUGAUAUACUUACAUGUAAUUGUGACAUUUAACAAAAUACAUUUUCGCUUUGACAUCUGAGUAGAUAUUUUCGCUGUGAAGUUUGGAAAAAACAUGUUCGCAAUGGCCUGUUAAAACACAUCAUUGCGGUGACCAUGUGCAUGAACAACCCAUAGUGGCGAAGUGUGAAAACACGUGACCGGGAGAUAACUCUAGAUCUAGUCUACUAUCUGUUUACAACCACAGUUGUAUAUAUUGCACCUUGCCUUGUUUACUUAUUAAAGAUACGUCAUGUAAGAGAUAAAUCGGCCUAUUGCAGGUUUUCAUUAAUUUGGUCUUCAAAUCGUAUUCAAAUUAUUAUUUAGACAUUUAUUCACAUGACAGGUUUAUAACCAACACUCUAAGCCAUCGGAUGGCGGGGAUUUAAACAGACUAAAUACGAUCGCCAUUUAAGUCUCGAUUAACAAGUGGCUUAGCUACGAUAAUAAACAAUCUGCGCUACAUCUCCCAACACCCAUAACUUCACUCAGAAUAAAGUAAUUUUAAUGAAAUUUUCAAUGCCCAUUUUUCAUUAUCUAUCUUUAAACUAUUAUAGCACGAACGACCAGCUCUAUUUUUCUAAAUCUUACAUAAUGUAUCUUUAACCUUUAGAUAAAUAUUAUACUCAUUAAAUAUAAAAACUGAAACCAUUCUCGAUUGAUCUAUAAAAUAUAUGAAUGCCUUCAACCUCUCUAGACCAAUUGGUCUAAACUGCGAAUCAGAAACAGAUCUAUAAAAAAUGAGAGAGAAAGAGAGAGAGAGAGAGAGAGAGAGAUGGGUCAUUUUCGGGACUAAUACAUGUUUCAAUUUUAUUUCAAUAAUUCGCUUGUGCGUAGGGGUCUUUAGCAUGGGGAGGGGGCCGGAGGACCCGGAGAAAACCCACGAGGUUUGACAGCGAUCCUACUCCUUCUCACGUACAACCGGGGAAUCGAAACCACGUGAGAUGACUCACGGAAAUACCUUAUGAUACAGCGCGCACCUGCUAACCUUUCGGUCACCCCCCCCCCCCC
Patella vulgata (common limpet) is the source of this 2145-nucleotide messenger RNA. RefSeq names its product ras-related protein Rap-2a. Gene Ontology annotation, molecular function: GTPase activity; GTP binding. Lineage: Eukaryota; Metazoa; Mollusca; Gastropoda; Patellidae. Bases 192 to 920 code for a protein of 242 amino acids. The record is from RefSeq and is a predicted model, not a curated record. The transcript has 2 exons.